AAGUGCGCCUGCGCGCGUGGUCACAAGCGUGCGGGAAACGUCUGUGAGCAAAUCGCGGACCACCGUGGCCGCCAGCUGACCUGACGCCCGGCCUCUUGCACUCCUAGGGGCGGAGAAGGGUGCAGGCUCUUCGCCCUCUGUGUCCUUCUUUCACGAACUUCUGGAUUUUCCAGCUCUUCCAAAGUUCGUUCUUGCGCAGAGCCCAAAGGCCGGAAAACCGUCCACGAUGAACAGCGUGACUCUGAAUCUGCGGGAGGUGGUAAAGGCCAUGACCAAGAGUCGCGGUUUUGACAGAAUUUUGGGAAAGGUUACUCUUGUCUCUGCUGCUCCUGGGAAAGUGAUUUGUGAAAUGAAAGUAGAAGAAGAGCAUACCAAUACAAUAGGCACUCUCCAUGGUGGUUUGACAGCCACAUUAGUAGAUAACAUAUCAACAAUGGCUCUGCUAUGCACGGAAAGGGGAGCACCCGGAGUCAGUGUCGAUAUGAACAUAACGUACAUGUCACCUGCAAAAUUAGGAGAAGAUAUUGUGAUUACAGCACAUGUUCUGAAGCAAGGAAAAACACUUGCAUUUGCCUCUGUGGAUCUGACCAACAAGGUCACAGGAAAAUUAAUAGCACAAGGAAGACACACAAAACACCUGGGAAACUGAGAGAACAGCAGAAUGACCUAAAGAAACCCAACAAUGGGUAUCAAGUCUAGAUUUGGCUCAAACAGUUGUCAUUUUUGAAAUAAACUAGCAAAACCAGAA
This is a messenger RNA of Mandrillus leucophaeus (drill), 748 nucleotides long. It is a transcript of the gene ACOT13, whose product is annotated as acyl-CoA thioesterase 13. NCBI's taxonomy places the organism in Eukaryota, Metazoa, Chordata, Mammalia, Primates, Cercopithecidae. The transcript is spliced from 3 exons. Gene Ontology annotation, molecular function: fatty acyl-CoA hydrolase activity. The record is from RefSeq and is a predicted model, not a curated record. Bases 227 to 649 code for a protein of 140 amino acids.